Molecule: messenger RNA, 381 nt
Organism: Sinocyclocheilus grahami
Lineage: Eukaryota; Metazoa; Chordata; Actinopteri; Cypriniformes; Cyprinidae
Product: myeloid leukemia factor 1-like
Exons: 2
Coding region: 39-290 (83 amino acids)
Source: RefSeq, a predicted model, not a curated record
GUAAGUGCAGCGCGUGCGUCCUUCAGAAGCGCAGCGCGAUGCUCAGACAGCAACAAGACGAGCCCUUCUUUGCCGACCCGUUCCAGCUGCAUCAUGAGCGCAUGCAGCAGAUGAUGGGGGGUUUCUCUGACCCCUUCGGUCACAGGGGUCACGGGGGUCACAGGGCUGCGGCUCAGCCCAACACUGGCCCGAACGACCGCAGCAGCCGAGUGAGUGUUUCCUAUGCAAGCUACUUCUUCUUCUCUCAGACUGUGUUGUUGUGUAACCUCAUUGACCCCGGAGCGGUUUAAACACUUAAAUACCAUACACGGUUUAUCACAUUCUAGAUGACUAUCAUAGUAUCACAGGCCUCUCUCCAAUCACACAUGCCUUCCACACAUC